Molecule: messenger RNA, 488 nt
Organism: Phanerochaete carnosa HHB-10118-sp
Lineage: Eukaryota; Fungi; Basidiomycota; Agaricomycetes; Polyporales; Phanerochaetaceae
Exons: 1
Coding region: 28-423 (131 amino acids)
Source: RefSeq, a predicted model, not a curated record
UAUUGAACACAUCUCAGAAUAAUCAGCAUGCCCAAUAAUUCAAGACUCAAGUCUGCACGCACCAAACCUGCUCGAAGGAAGAAGAAGAAAGGUGCAAAUACUCCGGAACGUGAGCGGCAGCUUGCCGACCAGGACGAUUACAGCACAUCGACCUUUGGCUCACCAAACUCAGAGUCACCAGACAACAGGCUUCGAGAGGCUAAAUCUACCAGAAACCGCCGGCGACUUAUUCCAGAGCCCACAGGUGAGCCAGGUCGCGGAGGAGACAAAGGAUACAACCUACAGAAGGAGCUCCUGCUGGAAGAUAACUCAGAUCGCUACAACCGCCUCAGAGUACGUACCACACAGAUUAUAUGCAGCAUAUUUCAACUAUCCUGCUGCAGCUCUCUGUUAGAAAGCGCGCUCCGCAAUAUCUGGACAUGACAAAAACACUUAGCAGGCAGCCCAAGCUCAAGCUAGCGCAUUUUGUCCAGAAGGUAAGGUUCUUC